AUGUUCACCACGCUCAUUUCUGCUGCCGCUCUUUCUCUCCUCGCCGCCCGCGGUGCCAUGGCUGACUUCUCAGUCAACUCGACUGCGUUCACCCAGUGUGCGUCCACGCACAUCACUUGGUCGGGCACCUCCAACCCCGUGAACAUCCUGGUCGUCCCUGCCGAGGACCCUUGCGACGACACCCUCGCGGACCUCGGUGACCACUCCAAGACGUCCAUGAGCUGGAAUGUCAGCCUCCCCGCUGGCACUCAGCUUCUCAUCUCUGUUGAGGACUCGGAGGGCGAUGAGGCUUGGUCCGACACCAUCACCGUCCAGCCCAGCUCGGACGACUCGUGCUUGUCCGCGGCUCAGCGCGCGGCCCUUCCUGUUGUCAGCUCGUCGGCAUCUGCGGCGGCCUCCACUAUUGCCGUCUCCUCCUCGGCAUCGGCCGUUGUUCCCGAGUCCACCGCCGUCGCCGUCGUCACGGCCACCGAGUCCAGCGCCGCAUCGCCGUCCGUCACUGCUGGUGCGCUUGGUGCUGCCAAUGCCGGUAUUGGCCCGAGCGAGUCUUCCGCCGCCGGUCUCAGCCGUGCUCCCUUCGCCCUUGCGGGUGCCCUCGUGCUCGCAGGUGCCGCGCUUCUCUAA
Molecule: messenger RNA, 624 nt
Organism: Peniophora sp. CBMAI 1063
Lineage: Eukaryota; Fungi; Basidiomycota; Agaricomycetes; Russulales; Peniophoraceae
Source: the annotation of a GenBank genome assembly